Molecule: messenger RNA, 930 nt
Organism: Frankliniella occidentalis (western flower thrips)
Lineage: Eukaryota; Metazoa; Arthropoda; Insecta; Thysanoptera; Thripidae
Exons: 5
Coding region: 208-648 (146 amino acids)
Source: RefSeq, a predicted model, not a curated record
AAUUUUCUUCGAGCGACUGACGAAGCAACGGCGCACUGGUGCAGGGUGGGACCGCGGUGCUGAAAUAAUUCAGCGCACAAAUAAUCAGCCGCGCGACACAGCAGCCCCUCGUGCGCUCCAGUCCAAGGUGGGCCUGGAUACCCGCCGCAGCGCCGCGUGCUGCGAGCCCCGCUGCUCCUGCAAAGUUAAGUGUGUGUCGCCCGCUGGAUGCCGUCAAAACAGAAAACGUCGAGGCUCAACACAACGAUGACCCUCCAUCCUCCCACCGCGUCGGCGCGUCGGGCCGUCCUGCGCUUCUGGAGCUAUCAACGUGAAAAAAAUGUUCCUUAUAAGAGGCACGAGGAGUCCAAUUUAGAGCCAUUUCACGGCGUUGAUAAGGCCUGUGGUGAUGGAGGCCCUGGUGGCCAACGGCGUGCAGUUCAACUCCAACACCACGACGCCGAACACCCUGAAGGUCCGCCUGCUGCAUCAGCAAUCGGCUCUCUGAGCCGUUCAUCACGGAGUGAUUUGUCGCAGGGCUGCAGCGUCUAUAGGGAGGGGAAGGGGGUAAUUAUAAACGCGCCUCCAGAAAUGAGUUAUUCACCCACUCGCUGCAAGUUUGAUGCACGCUGGCGCGGUGGUGGCGGCGUCAUCCGGAGGCAGCAGUGAGAGGGGGGAUGGGAAGGGGCCCUACGCCAGUAGGACAGUAAAUCACAUGGGCAUGAAAAAAAUGAGAGAAAUAAGAGGGAGAAGGGGUGUAUGAAACAGUCUUGAAGAAUUAGUGAUAUCCGUCCUGGCGUUUGGCGUUCAAUCUUCGUCUCCUGCUGCUCACCAUUGCAGAGAUAUUUAGCCUCCCCUCAUUUUAUUGGUGGAAACAGCGCCCUCGUAGAAAUAAUCGUCGGUGUCGCCGUGCGCUGUGCUUCACAGCUUAACUUAUCAUCGUUUGAAAAU